AUGGGCUGGGACCAGCACCCCCAGCGUCGUCCCCGAGGAUCUUCGCCCUCCUUUGCCCGACUCCUGAACACCACCAACACCACUAGUACUACUACUUUCAACCAGAAGAACCAUGUAGAGCCACAUGGCCGCGCUCUUCUGCCCUUUACACCGCGACUGCACGACUCCCUUGUCACCCGAUUCCUGAGCGGGCCCAUCGCUACUGUCCGCGGCGUCGGCCGCCCUCGCGUCGCCAACGCUGCGUUGUUUAGAAUCACCACCACGACAACUCCUACAACCACCACCACAACAACUACCUCUUUCACGAAAACUGCUACUACUACUACACCAGUCAAAGCAUUCCUCACGCGAAUCCGCCCCGUGUCUACUGCAACCACGCUCAUCACCGUCAACGGGCUCAGCGAGCAGACAACACCAGACCCGCCGAAUUAUUUCGUAUCCAUGCCCGCGUCUGACUCUCCGGCGACGAUCACGACCACAAACAGGUCUCCCUCGAACGCCUUUUCUUCUUCGACAUCAUCUUCGACUUCUUUUUCUUCUACAUCCCCGACCACCACGUCCUCGGCUAGUGCGUCGCUCAGGUCGCUAACCAAAAAGUUUUCGGCGCCGCAGCUGUCGAGAUCGACUUCGUCGGGAGAGCUGGAUAAUAAUAACAACAACAACAACAAUACAGUGCCCCGCCUGGUCAAGACGCCUGCAGAUACGAAUCCCGUCACACCGCUCAACAGCCAGGACGAGGCCUCGCGCGCGUCCACCAUCUUUCGUCGUCUGUCCCCUGGACUCGCUGCGCGAGUCAAGUUGUUGAACGGGUCGAGCGACACCACCGCGUCAACUGUCCCCGGAAAACUCAAAGGCGGCGGCGGAGGAGGAGGUGGUGGAGGAGGAGGAGGUAUCGGCCGGAUCCCCGAAGACCAUCUACGCGAACUGGACAGUCAGCACCGUGAUCUGUCCAUCAAAGUCGAAAAACGAGGUCGUAUUUGGGGAGGCACCUUACCCCUGCUCAAGAGAGAACGGAGUGCACCCGACUUGCUCGAGUCACCGACAAAGACACACGCCACAGAAAAAGACUGGGACGAAAAAGAGUUACAAAAAGAGACACCGCAGAAACGUACACAGAAAAUCAAUUCCUUCAUCCAACAAUUCUCCCAACCCACGGCCCAACCCACGCUUCCUGCCGCCGAGGUUGCUACCUCGACUAUGGCGGCCGUCGAGCCUGCGAUAGCUGGAGGCGAUUCCGCCUCGAGACCUCACGAUGUCGGGUCAACGCCCGAAUCCAACGAUCUACAAGAGUACCUCAAGCGGUCGACUCAAGAUGAAGACCAACGUCCCGCGCCGCCACCAAAAGACACGCCGCCAGCACCCUCGACGCCUUCGUCGACAAACGCCCAGUCAUCAUAUUUUAACCCAAUAGGCUUGAACCGCUCAGAAUCUAUAUUUUCCUUUUCCCGAGCCUCUUUUAGCAGUCAACUAUAUCAGCUUACGUCUAUUAACCUACCCCAACCAGCCUCCCUCGAGUCGAGUAUCUCUUCGAUUAUCAACGCCCCCACCGCAGUGCGAGCACUCAUUGGCGCGGCCGAGCAGAUCCAGAAAUGGAUGAACAAAGCAUCAGAAGUACUGAAUGGGAUGGAAGCCGAGGACGACGUCGAAUGGGCCGCCGCGGGCGGACGAGAAGGCCUCGACGACGUGGACAAGGCCGUAGCCACCUUUGAGAGUUUGGUUGACGUAUAUGUCAAGGCCAUUGAGAAUGUCCAGCUGCGCGACGAUAUCGACGACGUGCGCAAGGAUGAUCUGACGCUGAUCGUGUCGCAGAUGGAUGUCACAUUAAAGAACUGGGCGAACAUACGGAAACUGCUCAGGGGGGUCAAGGAACAGGUUGAGCUGGCCAUGGAGUGGGAAGAGCUAUGGAACAUUGUGUUGGGUGACGUUGGCAUGGAAAUCGAUAACCUGAGCCGGCUCAUUUUCGAAAUGGAGGAAGGCCGACACAAGUCCCUCGCAGCCGACCCAGAGACGGAGCAAGGCAACAAUGGGCUGGACAUUAACGAACUAGAAACCAUUGUCGAGGAAUCCCCGUCCCACGGUACUCCGGCAUCAUCGACAAAACGCCUUAGUCUCGCCCUGUUCCCAAUGCCGGCCGCGGGCGCCGAUGCGGCUCGGAGCAGCAAUCCCCAGGACGAUGCGAACCUGAUGCAACUGUUUGCGCGCAUGCAACCGCUACGCGCAUCGCUGGAUUUCCUGCCGAUGAGGCUGUCCAUGUUCCAAGCGCGCGCAGAAAGGCUAUUCCCGACGGCGUGCGAUGAGCUCGAAGACCGGCGCAAACGGCUAGAAACAACAUACAAGAAACUCGAGGGCGAUGCCGAGGCCCUGCGGCGCGAGCUCGGCGAGGACCGCUGGAUUCUGGUCUUUCGCAAUGCAGGCAAACAGGCGCAAAAGAUGAGCGAGUCGGUGGAACGCAGCAUCGGCAAGCUACAGGAGUCGCUGGAGGCUGGUGAUCCGGUCAACAACCCGAUGGCCAUCACCAAGAAGAUUGAGAGCUACGAGGCGAAGAAGAUCCACUAUCUGCCGGCCAUUGGCCGAGUCAUGUCGAUUAUUCAAAAGGGUGUCAAUGACCGGCUCACGGUGAACGGCGAGAUCCUGACGCUGCUCUCGGACAUGAACCAGCGUGUUGAUGCUCUCAAGGCGAGCAUGAAAGUGAUGGACUCGCUGCUUGAGGAAACUCCCAUACCCAAAAGCAGCCAGCAGCUGCGCGACUCGAUAUCGAGCGUUGUCACCGACAGUCCGGCCAACACCAGCCUCAUUGGCACGCCCGGCAGCUCGCCGGCCUCGUCUAUCAUCCUGACUGGGAACAAUAACAACACACUCCGCACGCCCAACCCCGGUGGCUCUAGUCGCCGCGGCAGUUCGGUGGGCAGCACGUCGCGGUCUGUGACCAAUUCGCGGCGUCUCUCUAGCAUUCCAACCCCGAGCCACCAGCAACGAAAAUCCUCUGGUCCCUUGUCCUUCCACUCGCCCACCUCUUCUACUCUAACCCCCAGCCCCAUCCCACGCGUAUCCCGUCAAUCCGUGACGCCAGUACCACAAUCGAACAAACCGCGCUGGAACACCAGCACCAACACGACCGAUCUUGAAACAGGCCAUAACUAUAGAUCACUCGGAACCACCUCGCCAUCUCCGUACGGCAAAUCCACAUAUUCCCGAAACUCGCGGUCUGUUUCCUCGUCGCUGCCCAUCCCAAGCCCGCUGAGCCGUGCCACUUCAUCAUCUCCUGGCCCUGGCCAUAUGCGCAGCGCGAGUCGCGUUGGCAGCAGUCGCGCUGGAUUUCGUCCUGGCAGUCGCCUCGGCGCUACAUCCCCGACAUCCCCGAGUUUAAAAGCUCGCGGAGGAGGAGUAAUAGGAGGAGCAGGUUCCGUGCUUGACCCACCUCCAUAUAGCAAACUCCGCAAGUCCAAUGCCACAAACCGCCAGAGCUACUCGGGCCAGUCGUCCGCGCGUGCUCACGAGGAAGACGCCAGCAGAAGCGAACGGCCAGGUACUGCUCUGGGCCAUUCGAAUAACAACAACCGGCGCAUCAGUCUUUUGCCGCAAUUGCGAAACAGCAGCACCAACAACAACUACAACUACAACAAAAGCGGCCGUGAGAGUGCGACGGGCAGUCGGACUUCUUCUAAGGUGGACGAUCGACCUCGGUGGAGAUGA
Molecule: messenger RNA, 3693 nt
Organism: Talaromyces rugulosus
Lineage: Eukaryota; Fungi; Ascomycota; Eurotiomycetes; Eurotiales; Trichocomaceae
Exons: 1
Coding region: 1-3693 (1230 amino acids)
Biological process (GO): nuclear migration along microtubule; establishment of spindle localization; mitotic spindle orientation checkpoint signaling
Cellular component (GO): mating projection tip; spindle pole body; cell cortex
Source: RefSeq, a predicted model, not a curated record